CAUUUUAUUCGGUUGCUACGCUAAACCGGAAGUGCUUAUUGCGCAUGCGCUAGUCUUCUCACACGGACAGGCAUCAUGGCGGACGUGCUAGAUCUUCACGAAGCGGGAGGCGAGGAUUUUCCUAUGGACGAAGAUGGCGACGAAAGCAUUCACAAGCUGAAAGAAAAAGCCAAGAAGAGGAAGGGACGUGGAUUUGGAUCUGAUGAAGGUGCGAGGUCUCGGGUUAGAGAAGAUUACGACACAGUGGAGCAGGACGGCGAUGAGCCUGGACCACAGAGAUCUGUCGAGGGCUGGAUCCUGUUUGUGACCGGCGUUCACGAAGAGGCGACGGAAGAAGACAUCCACGACAAAUUUGCAGAGUUCGGCGAGAUCAAAAAUCUGCACCUCAAUUUGGACAGAAGGACGGGUUACCUCAAGGGUUAUGCGUUGGUAGAAUAUGAAACGUAUAAAGAAGCGCAGGCUGCCAUGGAGGGGCUGAACGGCCAGGAGCUCAUGGGUCAAGCCAUCAGCGUGGACUGGGGCUUCGUCCGAGGGCCUCCCAAGAGCAAGAGGAGGGGAGGGAGGAGACGGAGCAGAAGUCCAGACAGAAGACGGCGCUGAAUUGAAAUAAACAUUUCUCCCAGUUGGCGUUCCUUUAUCUUUGUCACGUGAAGGCUGUGUGGCCGCGUGACUUUCUGUACUGGGUUGUUUUAGGUUUUACUGCUUUUCUGUGUUUCUGUAUCUCACAAGUUGCCCAGCUGCUGCCUGUGGAGUUUUCUCUGUACACUCUCAGAACAAAAAAAAUCUGUGAUAGUGUUUUAGGGCCAGUGUUAAAAUAAAAUAAAUAAAAAAUACAUGGUUGCGAGAAUGAAAGUGCAGUAAAAUGAUAUUAUUAUGAGAAAAAUGUUGUAUUAUUUCAAGAAAAAUGUCAUAAUACAAUGACAAAAUUUCAUUGCUCCAAUGUUCACCAUUCUGUUGUAGCAUUAUGACUUUUUUUCUCCACAUGGUAAGACUUUCUUCUUGAGAUAUUGUGUUUUAUUUUUUUAACAGUGGCCCUGAAACGCUGUCGCAAAAAUCUGACAUGUCAGUUCUUAUCUUCGUACAGCGUUUAAGGAGAGAACUGAAGAAAUUUAAGGCUUCUAGACUGUAACACGUGAAGACGAUCACAGCAGUGUUUGUAAUAUUAAAAUACUUUUUCUGUAUAGUGUCAGUUGCUUGGUUUUACGUAAACAUUUUGUACAAAAAUUGAAGAAACUGAUCCUUUAAAACUAAUUUGGGUUACGCCGUAAUAUAUGAAGCUGUACCUGAAUUAAUUUUAAAGCUACUGGUUUGUUCACUUCCAAUAAAUUUGUUUGGGGAUGUGA
Messenger RNA from Pangasianodon hypophthalmus (striped catfish), 1343 nucleotides. RefSeq names its product RNA binding motif protein 8A (gene rbm8a). Gene Ontology annotation, cellular component: nucleus; exon-exon junction complex; cytoplasm. The record is from RefSeq and is a predicted model, not a curated record. Gene Ontology annotation, molecular function: mRNA binding. Bases 76 to 600 code for a protein of 174 amino acids. Gene Ontology annotation, biological process: RNA splicing. The transcript has 6 exons. Lineage: Eukaryota; Metazoa; Chordata; Actinopteri; Siluriformes; Pangasiidae.